Messenger RNA from Sapajus apella (tufted capuchin), 4499 nucleotides. It is a transcript of the gene ABTB2, whose product is annotated as ankyrin repeat and BTB domain containing 2. The transcript is spliced from 17 exons. The record is from RefSeq and is a predicted model, not a curated record. The coding region runs from base 1 to 3078 and encodes 1025 amino acids. Gene Ontology annotation, molecular function: protein heterodimerization activity. NCBI's taxonomy places the organism in Eukaryota, Metazoa, Chordata, Mammalia, Primates, Cebidae.
AUGGCCGGGACGUACAGCUCGACUCUGAAGACGCUGGAGGACUUGACCUUGGACUCCGGGUAUGGGGCCGGGGACUCGUGCCGCUCGCUCAGCCUCUCGUCCUCCAAGUCCAACUCGCAGGCGCUCAACUCUUCGGCGCAGCAGCACCGCGGGGCGGCCUGGUGGUGCUACUCCGGCUCCAUGAACAGCCGCCACAACAGCUGGGACACGGUGAACACGGUGCUGCCCGAGGACCCCGAAGUGGCCGACCUCUUCUCACGCUGCCCGCGGCUCCCCGAGCUGGAGGAGUUCCCCUGGACCGAGGGAGACGUGGCCCGGGUGCUCCGCAAAGGCGCGGGCGGCCGGCGGCUGCCCCAGUUCUCCGCCGAGGCUGUGAGGCGCCUGGCCGGGCUGCUCCGCAGGGCACUGAUCCGCGUGGCCCGCGAGGCGCAGCGCCUGAGUGUGCUGCACGCCAAGUGCACCCGUUUCGAGGUGCAGAGCGCCGUGCGCCUGGUGCACAGCUGGGCGCUGGCUGAGAGCUGCGCGCUGGCCGCAGUCAAGGCGCUGUCCCUGUACAGCAUGAGCGCAGGCGACGGGCUGCGCCGGGGCAAGUCCGCGCGCUGCGGCCUCACCUUCUCAGUGGGCCGCUUUUUCCGCUGGAUGGUGGACACCCGCAUCUCCGUACGCAUCCACGAGUACGCAGCCAUCUCGCUCACCGCCUGCAUGGAGAAUCUGGUGGAGGAGAUCCGGGCCAGGGUUCUGGCCAGCCAGAGCCCUGAAGGCGGAGGGGCCGGAGGCGGGGAGGUGUCUGCUGAGGCCCUGGAGAUGGUCAUCAACAACGACGCAGAGCUCUGGGGCGUCUUGCAGCCCUAUGAGCAUCUUAUCUGCGGCAAGAACGCCAAUGGUGUCCUCUCCCUCCCUGCGUACUUCAGCCCCUACAACGGCGGGUCCCUGGGCCAUGACGAGCGAGCCGACGCCUAUGCCCAGUUGGAGCUCCGGACCCUGGAGCAGUCCCUCCUGGCCACCUGCGUGGGCAGCAUCUCGGAGCUGAGUGACUUGGUCUCCCGUGCCAUGCACCACAUGCAGGGGCGCCACCCCCUGUGCCCGGGCGCCAGCCCUGCCCGCCAGGCCCGCCAGCCGCCACAGCCCAUCACUUGGUCCCCCGACGCCCUCCACACGCUCUACUACUUCCUGCGAUGUCCACAGAUGGAGUCCAUGGAGAACCCCAACCUGGACCCCCCGAGAAUGACCCUGAACAAUGAACGGCCCUUCAUGCUGCUGCCGCCCCUCAUGGAAUGGAUGCGUGUGGCCAUCACCUAUGCAGAGCACCGCCGCAGCCUCACUGUGGACAGUGGCGACAUCCGCCAGGCGGCCCGGCUGCUGCUGCCUGGUCUGGACUGUGAACCUCGGCAGCUCAAACCUGAACACUGUUUCAGUUCCUUCCGGAGGAUGGAUGCCCGAGCAGCUACUGAAAAAUUCAACCAGGACCUGGGUUUCCGCAUGCUCAACUGUGGGAGGACAGACCUCAUCAACCAAGCCAUCGAGGCCCUGGGGCCGGAUGGGGUUAACACUAUGGAUGACCAGGGUAUGACACCGCUGAUGUACGCCUGCGCUGCAGGGGACGAGGCGAUGGUCCAGAUGUUGAUUGAUGCUGGGGCAAACCUGGACAUCCAGGUUCCAAGCAACUCUCCUAGGCACCCUUCCAUCCACCCUGACAGCCGGCACUGGACCUCGCUGACAUUUGCUGUGCUGCAUGGACACAUCUCUGUGGUCCAGUUGUUGCUGGACGCUGGUGCCCAUGUGGAGGGCUCAGCAGUGAAUGGCAGCGAGGACAGCUACACGGAGACGCCUCUGCAGCUGGCCUCUGCGGCAGGAAACUACGAGCUGGUCAGUUUGCUGCUGAGCCGAGGUGCCGACCCGCUUCUCAGCAUGCUCGAGGCCCACGGCAUGGGCUCCUCCCUCCAUGAGGACAUGAACUGCUUCAGCCACUCAGCUGCCCACGGCCACAGGAAUGUCCUGAGGAAGCUCCUGACGCAGCCGCAGCAGGCGAAAGCAGACGUGCUGUCCCUGGAGGAGAUCCUGGCUGAGGGUGUGGAGGAAAGCGACACGUCAAGCCAGGGCAGCGGCAGCGAGGGGCCCGUGCGGCUGAGCCGGACCCGCACCAAGGCCCUGCAAGAGGCCAUGUACUACAGCGCCGAGCAUGGUUACGUGGACAUCACCAUGGAGCUGAGGGCGCUGGGGGUCCCCUGGAAGCUGCACAUCUGGAUCGAGUCUCUGAGGACCUCCUUCUCACAGUCACGGUACUCAAUGGUGCAAAGCCUCCUGCGGGACUUCAGCUCCAUCAAGGAGGAAGAGUACAACGAGGAGCUGGUGACCGAGGGCUUGCAGCUCAUGUUUGACAUCCUCAAGACCAGCAAGAACGACUCCGUCAUCCAGCAACUGGCUGCCAUCUUCACCCACUGCUACGGCAGCAGCCCCAUCCCCAGCAUCCCAGAGAUCCGGAAGACCCUGCCAGCCAGGCUAGAUCCGCACUUUCUGAACAAUAAGGAGAUGUCAGACGUGACCUUCCUAGUGGAAGGAAAGCUGUUUUAUGCACAUAAAGUCCUGCUGGUGACAGCUUCUAACAGGUUCAAGACACUAAUGACCAAUAAAUCCGAACAGGAUGGGGACAGCAGUAAGACCAUUGAGAUCAGCGACAUGAAGUACCACAUUUUUCAGAUGAUGAUGCAGUAUCUGUACUACGGAGGAACAGAAUCCAUGGAGAUCCCCACUGCUGACAUCCUGGAGCUACUGUCAGCCGCCAGCCUGUUCCAGCUGGAUGCCCUGCAGAGGCACUGCGAGAUCCUGUGCUCCCAGACCCUCAGCGUGGAGAGUGCUGUGAACACCUACAAAUAUGCCAAGAUCCACAACGCCCCAGAACUGGCCCUGUUCUGCGAGGGCUUCUUCCUCAAGCACAUGAAGGCCCUGCUGGAGCAGGACGCCUUCCGGCAGCUCAUCUACGGCCGCAGCAGCAAGGUGCAGGGCCUGGACCCACUGCAGGAGCUGCAGAGCACCCUGGCCGAGCGCGUGCACUCUGUCUACAUCACCUCCCGGGUGUGAGGCUGCCCAGGCCAGGGCCCACCAGGUCAGAGAAUGGUUGUAGGCCCCCUUGGAGCCAGGUUCACGGGGCUGUUUCCUCCUCCUUCCCCAGAUGCUUCCUCUGACGUUGAUUUGUCCUUGGGUAGGCAGAUGUGCCUGAGCCCCCGCCACCAGGCAGCUUACCCUCAGCUCCUCUGCCCCAGAGCUGUUUGUUCAAUCAGUGAUGGGCAAAGGGGAGAUGUAGCCAGCUGGCGGCCCUUCUCCCCAUCCCAGUGUACCUCGAGGGCGGCCAUGCAUUCCCCUGCGUGCCCCUCUUCUGCAGCUCAGCAGCUGGUCCUGACCCACCUCUGCCUAGGUCCCCCAAGCUCUACCCACCCCUAGGGCCUCAGUAAACUCAGACCAUCCCAACUGGGGUACCUAGGGGUGCGGCAAUCCUUAUGAAUGUAUGGAAUGUAUGCUGCCUAGGCCCCCGGCUGUCUAUAGUAAUUCAAAAGCUGGUAUUUUUCUUCCUAAAUGUCACAUAAGAAAAGCUGCCCAAAUCCCUAACUAACUUAUUCCUCAAAAGUUUGAAAGGCUUGAUGUGGGCCUCCAGUGGCCUGAGGAUCCCCCUGCCACCACCACUGCUGCCAACCAGAGUCCCCCCAGCCCCAUUGUCUUUGGUGCCUGGGCUUCCAGAGUCCCUCCCAUCAGGACUGUCAUCACCUUGCUCAGUUGGUGGCAGAGGGCAGUUCCCCAGCUGAUGGUUUCUAAGUCUGGUGUGGAGGGGCACGGGGUAGGGGAUGGGGUACCGUGUAGGAGCCUGGUGGCCUCAGCUCUUGUUUUGCUGCUGCUUUGAGGGGCCAAAGUAAAUGGGUGGAUUCUGGACCCUCAGGCCUAUAGACUAGGUUGCCUUUGUGGGGUCAAGCGGCAGAGCUCCCUGGUCAGGUCUCUCAAGCGAAAGCUUCCCUUAAUGUAGGAUUGAGAGCUGGGCAAGCACUUCUCACUGGGGACUGUGGCUCUUGGAGAUAAAGGACAGGGCACUGGUAGGGGACAAGGGCUGGGAGAAGAGGCCCUUCUGCUGGGUCCCCUCCCGGCACUGCCCUCAAAUUCUACAGUCCCUGGGCUCCCCUGACACCUGUCAUAUUUAUGGACCAGACACUGGGGCAGCAUCAGGCACAGCCUGUCUGGGUGCAGCUUCUGCAGCUGUCUGGCCGCACCUUAGAAACUAUUUAUUCACCAAAAGCCCUGGACAUUUCAGGAGGUGUUGCUCAGGCCACCCUGAAAAGCCCCCAGGGGCUUGCAAUCCUGGAAAAUAUUUUGACUAGCUGCUUGGCUGGAUGUACAAAGAAAUAGUCACUAUUUUAUUGCUGUAAUAUUGUAUGAUACUUUAACUGUACAAUAAUGUUGUCACUUACUGUAAAUGUACCAUGGUUUUAUUAACAAUAAACACUCAUUAACAAUGA